UGUAAGUCGCGCAAAGCGUGCCCCAAAGAGCGUGUCGGUCAUGGGCGUCUUACGGCAAUGAAGUCGGCUCGAUUGGGCUACAUAAUUCCCAAGAAGAGCCUGUGAAUGCAUAUGCUGUAUUACAAAGUACCUAUAAGCCACACACACACUCGUAUAUCGUCGAGUUGCCGCGACAGCGUUCAGCGACAACCGAAGUGACAAGCGGACUCCACGGUUCCGCGGUGCGAAUUCUCCCGAGAUCACCUGCACGUAUCAAGGCCUAAAUUUUAGAGUACAUUAAAGCAAGGCCCUUGGGACAAGUCGGCGACCAGUUCGGCGUUGUUCUCAAGCGCCGGAGGACUUGAACCGGCGCUUGAUGGUGAAACCGCACCGCUGCAAGUGCAGCGGCGCGAUAGCAGCUAGUCAUGUAGAUUCAGGCUUCAGUGUAAGUAUGAUAGUAGCUGUGCUGGCCCUGGCGGCUCUCGCCGUCGUGCCGGGGCAUGCGGCAGACAUGCGACCUGAGCUCAAGGUUUCUCGGGCACGCGCAUCAGCUGGUGUUGCGCCCGAGGAGAUUCACUAUGAGUUCCUGCUAACCUGCCAUGCUGACGGGUUGCGCAGCCCCUGGGCCACCUACUACAUCAACUUUGGCGAUGACUCGCCGCCCGCCACCGGCCACGUGCGCUGCCCCACCACGGAGGAGCUCGUGCACGUGAGCCACACCUACCACUACGACGCCCGCACCCGCGCCGCCGCCACCGCCGCCGCAACCACCGCCGCCACUACCGCCAGUGACGAGGCUGCUGCUGGUGUUGCUGCCAAGGGCGAUGGCGUUGCUGCUGAAGCCAGCGGCGGCGCUGCCAGCGGCCAUGGCGCCAUGCAUGUGAUCAGCCUCUCGCUCAAGGGCCCCGGCGGCGAGUGGGUGGACGUGCCCAACGCCCGGCGCGCCAUUGUGGUGAUCCCGCCCCGUCCCGCCGGGCGCUCCCUCCUUGCCGCCGCCUGGCCGCCGGAGUCGUCCUCCCCUCCCGACGCCUCGCCGCCCGGCGGGUGGACGGCGCCGCACGCCCUGGCCACCAACAUGCCGCCGGAUGCCGCCGGCACCGGCGCCUGGCCUCCCAGCGGCAGUUACGGCGGCGAUUGGUUUGAGCCGCCUGACGCCAGCGGUGGCGGCGCCGCCGCCCCGCCCACCUCAGGGCUGGAAGGGGCGCCCCCGCCCUGGACGGACGAGCCGCCCAAGUCGCCGGAGGUGUGGGAGUACGACCCGCCGCCGUACGAGGCACACGACGCCCCCACCAGCCCGCCAUCCCCCGCGCCCCCCGCGCCCCCCGCCUACCCCGCCGGCAUGCCGCAGGCGGCAGACCCGCCGGCACCUAUGCCAGCAUACCCGCCGUCACCUUCGCCGAUGUACCCCACAGUGCCGUUGGCCUCCCCGCCGCCCUCACCCGUGCCAGCAUACCCAUCGCCGUCGCCUGAUCCCUCGCCAAAGCCGUCGCCAGCGCCAUCGCCGUCGCCGUCGCCCUCAUACCCAUCGCCGUCGCCCGGUCCUUCGCCCGACCCGUCACCCGCGCCGUCGCCCACCCCGUCGCCCUCAUACCCGUCGCCGUCGACCGUGCCGUCACCCACCCCGUCGCCUUCAUACCCAUCGCCUGCCCCAUCGCCUUCGUACCCAUCGCCGUCGCCUGCGCCGUCACCCACCCCGUCUCCUUCGUACCCAUCGCCGUCGCCCAGUCCUUCGCCCACCCCAUCACCCACGCCGUCGCCUACCCCGUCGCCCUCAUACCCUGUCGUGCCCACGGCGUCCCCGCCCGCACCUGUGCCCUCAUACCCAGCGCCCCCUCCCUCGCCUGCCCCUCCCUCGCCUGCCCCUUCCUCGCCCGCCCCUCCAUCGCCGGCGCCUCCUUCGCCCGCCCCGGCGUCGCAGCCUGGAUCCACGUCUCCCGGGGCCACUAGCCCCACCGCCCCGGUCCCGCCCUCACCCGCGCCGCCAAUGCCCUCGACUUCCCCUUCCUCGCCCGCCCCUCCAUCGCCGGCGCCUCCUUCGCCCGCCCCGGCGUCGCAGCCUGGAUCCACGUCUCCCGGGGCCACUAGCCCCACCGCCAUGGCCCCGCCCUCGCCCGCCCCUCCAUCGCCGGCGCCUCCUUCACCCGCUCCGCCGUCGCAGCCUGGAUCCACGUCCCCCGGCGCCAGUAGCCCUACCGCCCUGGCCCCCCCCUCGCCCGCCCCUCCAUCGCCGGCGCCUCCUUCACCCGCUCCGCCGUCGCAGCCUGGAUCCACGUCCCCCGGCGCCACUAGCCCUACCGCCCUGGCCCCCCCCUCGCCCGCCCCUCCAUCGCCGGCGCCUCCUUCACCCGCUCCGCCGUCGCAGCCUGGAUCCACGUCCCCCGGCGCCACUAGCCCUACCGCCCUGGCCCCCCCCUCGCCCGCCCCUCCAUCGCCGGCGCCUCCUUCACCCGCUCCGCCGUCGCAGCCUGGAUCCACGUCCCCCGGCGCCAAUAGCCCUACCGCCCUGGCCCCGCCCUCGCCCGCCCCUCCAUCGCCGGCGCCUCCUUCACCCGCUCCGCCGUCGCAGCCUGGAUCCACGUCCCCCGGCGCCACUAGCCCUACCGCCCUGGCCCCGCCCUCGCCCGCCCCUCCAUCGCCGGCGCCUCCUUCACCCGCUCCGCCGUCGCAGCCUGGAUCCACGUCCCCCGGCGCCAAUAGCCCUACCGCCCUGGCCCCGCCCUCGCCCGCCCCUCCAUCGCCGGCGCCUCCUUCACCCGCUCCGCCGUCGCAGCCUGGAUCCACGUCCCCCGGCGCCACUAGCCCCACCACCCUGGCCCCGCCCUCACCCGCGCCUCCUUCACCCGCUCCCGCCGCCUCCAGCUGCUCCGCCCUCAAUGCCGGUGCCUCCACCACAUCACAACUCAUGGCCUCGUUUGAGAUCGCCAAGUGCGCCGACGGCGCUGCCAGCAGCCCCGCCGCCUGCUCCGCCGCCGCCGGCACGCCGCUGGCGGUGCAGUGCGUGGUGGCCCCCCACUACGACGCAAACAUCAGGGAGCUGGCGUUCUCAGUUGGCUGGAGCCCCGCGGCACUGCUCGCCAACCCCGCCACCUCGGCCUUGGCCACCUCCGGCUUCAACGGCACCGUGUACCGCUACGCGCUGCCCCCCGACCGGCCCGCGCCGCCGGCGGGGCUGUACCAACUGCUGCUGCUGUCCAGUGCGGCGGUGGGACAGCGCGUGGUGCUGGAGCUGGAGGACGGCUCCUCACUGGACGUGACCAAGGUCGGCGCCACCUCCUCCCCCGCGCCCACCGCCGUCACGCCGCCCACCUCCCAGGACGCCGCCGGCAACGCGCUGUAUCUGGGGCUGCUGCUGCCCGCCCGCCUCGCAGCCGUCACCGUGACCUUCACAGUGCCUGGCGGCGCGCCGGCGGAGUCUGGAUCCAUCCGCCUCAUCCAGAUCGAUGCCGGCAGCUGCCCUGCCACAACGGGAUCCGGAUCCGGAUCCGGAUCCGGGUCGACCAUGGUGGAUCUGCAUGUGGAGGGCUGUGUGAACGCGACCGAGCCGGCCAGCUGCGGCGGCGCCACCCAGCCAGUGGCGCGGCAGUGCGCGCCCGGGCCCACCGUGGAUGCCUGGAUGCGGGAGCUGCACUGGGGUGCGGGCUGGAACACCAGCGCCCUGCCAGCCGGCCUGGGCUCCACCUCGCCCUUCGCCGCCUCCCUGCUCCGCUACGACCUCCGCCCCGCCGCCACUGCUGGCGCCGCCGCGCUGCCGCCGCUGCCGGCCGGCGCCUACCAGCUGCACCUGCUCACCGCGAACGCCAGCGCCGGCGCUGAAGUGGGCGUGCAGGUCAUUCUGGAGCUGGCAGACGGCUCCAACAUAACCGCCACCAAGACCCAGCUACUCCACUCCAGCGCCCCCGGCGUCGACUGGCCGCAGCAGCUUGCACCCACCGCCGCCGAUGCCACCACCGGCUCCGCCUUCUAUCUGCAGCUGCUGCUGCCCGCGGCCGUAGAUUUCGUGACCGUGACGUUUACUGUACCAACCGCAGCCGCCGCACAGUCGGCCGGUGUCCGGCUCCUCUACCAGGCCCCCGUGCCGGUGGUUUCUCAGCCCGUUACCCCCAGCGCUGGCGGCGCCGCCUUGUGUCUGACGCCGGCAGUGCCGCUGGCGAUCACAGACUGCGAUAACGGCGGGGACCCGGCCACCUGCGCCGCCGCCGCCAACGACACCAGUCGCCCGCCACUGGCACUGCAGUGUGUGGCCCCCGCACCCGACUAUGAUCCGGUCCACAUGGAGCUGGCGUGGGCGGCUGGCUGGCGCCUGUCGCAGCUGCCAGCGCCCUACCAGGCCACCGGCUUCAACGCCACCCUGUACCGCCAUCCCGUCACCGUCGUCACCAGCGGCGGCAGCAGUAGCGCCUCCUCCGGCGCCUACACACUGCAGCUGCUGGGCGGUGGCACCGUUGCCACCCGCGUCGUGUUGGAGCUGGCAGACGGCACAGUCAUGACCGCCACACAGAACGGCAUCACCGCCAGCGGCGGCACCAGCAGCGCCCUCGCCGCGGUGCUGCCCGCGCCGCAGCGCGACGCGGCCGGCAACGCCGUCUUUCCCGGCAUGCAGCUGGCCGCGCCCCCCGCCUUCCUGACCGUGGUGUUUGUCGUACCGGCGUCAUACGGCGCCGAGUCCGCCGCUGUACGGCUGCUGCUGGAGCGAAACCUGCCGCCUUCGCCGCAGCCCCCCUCCCCUGAGCCUCCUUCCCCUGAGCCACCCAGCCCUAAGCCACCCAGCCCUGAGCCUCCCAGCCCUGAGCCACCCAGCCCUGAGCCUCCCAGCCCUGAGCCUCCCAGCCCUAAGCCACCCAGCCCUGAGCCACCCAGCCCUGAGCCUCCCAGCCCUGAGCCUCCCUCCCCUGAGCCACCCAGCCCGGAGCCUCCCAGCCCUGAGCCACCCAGCCCGGAGCCUCCCAGCCCUGAGCCACCCAGCCCGGAGCCUCCCUCCCCCGCGCCUCCCUCCCCCGCGCCUCCCUCCCCCGCGCCUCCCUCCCCCGAACCUCCCUCCCCUGAGCCUCCCUCCCCCGAGCCUCCCUCCCCGGCGCCUCCCUCCCCCGCGCCUCCCAGCCCCACGCCUCCCUCCCCCGCGCCCCCGUCGCCAGCCCCCUCUGUCCUGGAUUACCCUCCCUCGCCUGCGCCGCCCAUGCCCACUCCCAGCCCAGUCAGCCCCAGCCCCAGCCCACACCCGGGCAACAGCGGCAGCCCGCACCCGGGCAGCAUCAGUGUCAGCCCGCCGCGGCCGCCAGCCGGCUUCGCCACCCCCCCCCUGCGCGGUAACGCCUACGACGGCUACCUGGACGGUUGCACGGUGUACCUGGACAUUGACAACAACCAGCAGUACGACGCCGGCGAGCCCGGCAACGCCACCACCUACGCGCUCUUGGCCGGCUCCCGCUCCUCCAACGCCUCCGUGUGGAUUGGCUGGUCGCUGGCUGUGCCCGUGUCGCUGUUGCCGUACGACCGCAUGAACGUGCGGCUGCUGCCCUCCACCACCCUGCCCACCGGACCGCAAGCCACCACCACCAGCAGCAACGCCGGAAACGGCAACGCCGGCGGCAACAACAACAACAGCCCCAACCCAAACUCCAUCGUCGCGGGCACUACCGGCACGCCCGCCGCCUCCUGCUACGACGCCGCCACCUACCUCAAGCUGGCCGUCGGCCUGUCGGCGCCCGCCGCCGCCUGCUCCGUCAUCAGCCCGCUCUCGACGCUGAUCGUACACUGGGCCGAGCCAAUCGCAACCGCCAACGGUUCUAUCUCGUACAACGACGCCGUUGCGGCGGCGCGGGACCAGAUUGCAACGGUGCUCGGCCUGGCGGCGCAGGCCGGCGGCCAGAUCUGUACGACGGAUUCGUACCGUGCCCUCAUUCUGGACAACAGCCCCGCCGCUGAGGCGAUGCUGCGAGCUGAGCAGGCGGUUAUGUCGGUUGCGGUGGGCGUCUGCUCCUACGUGAUGACCUCCCGCGCCGGGCUGCCCGCCUGCGGCCCGCUCGCCUUCGACGCCCUGACCCAGCAGCUGCGCGAACUGCUGGGACCCAACGCCUCCGCCGCUGCCGGCUCGGGCUCCGGCACCACCCCCAUCCCCGCCGCCGCGCUGCAGAACAUCACGCUGCUGAGCGCUGUGCUCUCCACCACGCUCACAGCCGCCGCAGGUGGCCUGGACGGCGGCGCAGCCGCCACCGCCGGCAUCGUGCCGGUGCAGUCCGCGCUCGCCGCCGCCCGCCUGGCCGCCGCCGCCGACGGCCUCCAGCGCGCCCUGCAGCUGCAGGCCAGCGCCGCCACCCUGGAUGACAUGCUGCUGUACGGCUUAGUCAGCCAGGACUACCUUGCCGUACAGCUGGCGGCGCUGGGCCGCUCGUCCAACGUCAGCGCCGCCGCCGCCGCCGCAACCUUCCAGGCCGCCACGACGGCGGCGGCGCUGCGCGCCGCCGCUGCCGCCAUCGGCACCCUGCCCGGCGUCAUCCUGCCUGGCUACGCAAACAUCCAGGUUGGCGGCGGCACUGACGGCGGCGGAAACGGCGCAAGCCGUGCGCCGCCGCCGCCAGGCAACAGCAACGUUGGCGUGGGCGGCGCCGGCGUCCUGGGCGCUAAGGACUCGUCCUCUGCUGGCGUGAUCGCGAUUGGCGUGAUCAUUCCCUGUGCGGUCAUCCUGCUGCUCCUGGCCUUCGUCAUUGUCUACAGACGCCGUCAGAGGGCCAUGCGCUACUCCGUUGCCGAGCCGCGCACGUCGGAGGUAGCGGCCGGCGCCGCUGGUGCCGCCGGCGUGCGGGCAUCCGCCGGCGGCGCCGCCGUCGUGGGCAGUAGCAGCAGCGAGAGCGGCAGUGGCAGCGGCGGCAGCAGCGCCGCCGCCGGCGGGCCGCCGGCCCUGUCCGUGACAGACGUGGAGACGGCGUCGCCUUUGGUGUCACCGAUGAUGUCGCCGAGGGAAACCUCUAGUAGUGGCGGCGCCGCCGCCGUCGGCAUCGCCGCCGCACCGCCGACCGUGUUCGCCUCCGCCGCCGCCUCGUCCGUCGGGCUCAGCGCCGCCGCGCCCAUCGUCGCCGCCACCAUGGAUGCAACACCUGCUGCUAGAGGCGGCGGCGGCGGCGCCCCCAUCAGCUCAUCGGCUCCUCGCAGCCCUGCCGGCAUCGGUCAGCUCGGUGGCGGCGGCGGCGCCGCCGGCCUGCUCGCCGCCGGCAUCACCAGCAGCGGCCGGGCGAGCGCCAACGGCUCCAACCGCUCCGUAAACCGCAACUUCAUCUCGUACGGCGACCCCAACAGCAUGCGGCCCUCCAACGACGGCAGCGCCGCCGCCGCAGCCGCCAUGAGUGUGCUGCGCACCUCCAACACCCUCUACAACGCCCCUGACUCCGUGCCCUCCACCCCCGGCGCCCCCAACACGGCUACUGCCGCUGCCGCGGCUGCAGCUACUGCCGCAGCUGCAGCUACUGCCGCGGCUGCAGCUACUGCCGCGGCUGCAGCCCAACCUUCAGAGGGCGGUGCCGGCGGCGCUGCUGCCGCGCAGCAUCACGGGGUGGUUGUGCAGCCGUCGGACGUCAACCUCCAGGAGUACCUGCGGUCCACAAGCAUGGGCGGCGCCUCCGACCAUCUCGUCAUCUACGCCUCCGCCUCCUCCGCCACUGCAGCGGCUGCCGCCGCCGUUGCCGCGCCAGCGGAAGCGCCGAACGCGUUCGCCAGUGCGGCGGCAGCAGCUGCGGCUGACGCUGCAACUGCUGAUGUGAACGGCGGCGGCGCCAUUUCCGCCAGCCCGCCCAUUCGUGCUGCCGCCCUUGUGGGAUCCGAGUCGAUUGCGGCUGCUCACGGCCUGACGUCUUCUCCCUUCUAUCAGGGCUCGGGUGCGACGACGCCGCGGCCCUUGGAUUGAGCGAGGGGCGGAAGUAGCGGG
Molecule: messenger RNA, 7894 nt
Organism: Chlamydomonas reinhardtii
Lineage: Eukaryota; Viridiplantae; Chlorophyta; Chlorophyceae; Chlamydomonadales; Chlamydomonadaceae
Exons: 11
Coding region: 431-7873 (2480 amino acids)
Source: RefSeq, a predicted model, not a curated record